This is a messenger RNA of Macadamia integrifolia, 2167 nucleotides long. RefSeq names its product uridine kinase-like protein 3. The record is from RefSeq and is a predicted model, not a curated record. Gene Ontology annotation, molecular function: ATP binding; kinase activity. The transcript is spliced from 16 exons. NCBI's taxonomy places the organism in Eukaryota, Viridiplantae, Streptophyta, Magnoliopsida, Proteales, Proteaceae. Gene Ontology annotation, cellular component: cytoplasm. Bases 194 to 1630 code for a protein of 478 amino acids.
CCCGAAAUCAUUUCCAUCUCCUUCUGAAUUAAUGAAUCUGCAAUGCUUAAUCUUCUUAAAUCGCAAAUUCAAAAGUCUCUAGAGGAUUAACAAGACUCAAACGUAUAUCUAACGGAGAUUUCAGUUUGCAGAAUCUCUUACAUUCGAUUUAGUAGAUAAGCAGAUAGCUUGGUGUAAUUCACGUACAACAGAUAUGGAAUCUAUAUCUGUCGUAGAUUUACUGGAAGCUUCAUCAGGAGUUCAUUAUUCUGGAUUUCACUUAAAUGGAGUAAAGCCAAGAAAUUCGGAGGUGGAGCAACCAACAACCUCAGAAACUGAAACGAUGCAUAAGCAACCUUUUAUAAUUGGAGUUGCUGGUGGUGCAGCAUCUGGGAAGACUACCGUCUGUGAUAUGAUUAUUGAGCAGCUUCGUGACCAGCGUGUUGUGCUUAUUAACCAGGAUUCUUUUUAUCACAAUUUGACUGAAGAGGAGCUGACACGAGUUCAUGAAUACAACUUUGACCAUCCUGAUGCUUUUGACACUGAACAACUACUAUUUAUAAUGGAGAGGUUGAAGCAUGGCCAACCGGUAGAUAUUCCGAACUAUGACUUUAAGAGUUACAAAAACAGUGUAUUACCAACAAGAAGGGUCAAUCCUUCCGAUGUGAUAAUUUUGGAAGGGAUAUUACUUUUCCAUGAUACUCGUGUCCGAGAAUUGAUGAACAUGAAGAUAUUUGUUGAUACAGAUGCUGAUGUACGCUUGGCGAGGAGGAUAAGAAGUGAUACCGUUGAGAAGGGCAGAGAUAUCAGAACAGUACUUGACCAAUACUCGAAGUUUGUGAAACCUGCUUUUGAUGACUUUAUUCUUCCUACAAAGAAAUAUGCGGAUAUUAUCAUUCCCCGUGGAGGAGAUAAUCCUGUGGCCAUUGAUUUGAUUGUGCAACAUAUUCAUACGAAACUCGGUCAACAUGAUCUCUGUAAAAUAUACCCAAACCUCUAUGUCAUCCAGUCAACUUUUCAGAUACGUGGCAUGCAUACGCUUAUACGUGAUGCUAAAACAACAAAACAUGACUUUGUGUUCUAUGCUGAUCGGUUGAUUCGUUUGGUUGUUGAACAUGGCCUUGGGCAUCUUCCUUUUACAGAAAAGCAAGUUAUCACUCCGACUGAAUCGGUUUAUACUGGGGUUGAUUUCUGUAAAAGGUUGUGUGGUGUCUCGGUAAUUAGAAGUGGUGAAAGUAUGGAGAAUGCUUUGCGAGCAUGUUGUAAAGGCAUCAAGAUCGGGAAGAUUCUUAUUCACAGGGAAGGUGACAAUGGGCAGCAGUUAAUCUACGAGAAACUGCCAAAUGAUAUUUCAGAUAGGCAUGUGUUGCUUUUGGAUCCUAUCCUUGGCACAGGGAAUUCAGCUGUUCAAGCUAUUUCUUUGCUUAUAAGGAAGGGUGUGCUAGAGUCCAACAUCAUAUUUCUUAAUCUUAUAUCUGCACCUCAAGGAGUGCAUGUAGUCUGCAAAAGCUUCCCAAAAAUAAAGAUUGUGACAUCUGAGAUCGAAAUUGGUUUAAAUGAAGAAUUCCGCGUCAUCCCUGGCAUGGGUGAGUUUGGGGACCGAUAUUUUGGCACAGAUGAUGAUGACCAGCAAGUUGGGUCCCCAGUAUAGCUCAAAUGAGAGGUGCACAAUAAUCCAAGUCCCAUGAUUCUUGUGUUCAUACACCUAUCAAUAUCAGCAAGGCCUAAUCUGCUUUUCCUCCCCUGCUCUUGGCCUUUCUUUUAAUUCUUUUGUACAGGUAUCGAAGUUGUGACAUUGAAACCUCGGGAUUCAUACAGAAAUCAUGAGAUAAAGUCAAUUUUGUAGUUUUAAUUUCGAGUGAACCUACCUUUGGUAUCUAUAUCUCCUUUCAGCCUUAGACAUAAGCUGAGGAAUAUUUGGUUGCAGAUUUCAUAUGGUGCAUAUGCUACAUGAGCUUGAAUUACUCUUCAAUAUAUAUAUAUUGUACAGUAUAUCAGUAGUGUGAAGGAAAAAGCAUUCCCUGUAAACUUGUGCUAGAUGCAUUUACGAAAAAGUACCCCCGACAUGCUUCGCCCGUAGUUUACUGUUAAACAUUUGAUUACAUGUGUUUGUGUUGUGGCUUCAACAUCGUUUGUUAUGUAACCUAUUGCUGGUCAAAUUCCCUGGUUUCUCCAUGGACUUUGUCAA